Molecule: messenger RNA, 1702 nt
Organism: Bacillus rossius redtenbacheri
Lineage: Eukaryota; Metazoa; Arthropoda; Insecta; Phasmatodea; Bacillidae
Product: calcitonin gene-related peptide type 1 receptor-like
Exons: 11
Coding region: 161-1702 (513 amino acids)
Biological process (GO): cell surface receptor signaling pathway; adenylate cyclase-modulating G protein-coupled receptor signaling pathway
Cellular component (GO): plasma membrane
Molecular function (GO): G protein-coupled peptide receptor activity; peptide hormone binding
Source: RefSeq, a predicted model, not a curated record
GGAGGUGAUUGAUCACGGUGGCUGAAACAGGUCGCUCCUCGAACAUGGGAAACGCGCAUCUGAACUGGGGGAAAAGUGAAGGGGUCUCCUCCAGCAUCAGGAACAAGGAACAUUAGUUCCUGAAGAAUUUUACACUACUCUGAAGAUAACACCGGGGCUCAUGGGAACUACUGUUCGUGAAUCUGUGUUGCUGAUUGCAGUUUUUACGUCACGAUGCUUGGCGAGCUCCGACAUGGCGCGGCUGGUGUGCCAGUUCCGGGAGAGCGCGCUGCCGACUGAGGUGUUCCCGCUGCACGCCGGCUACAGGUGCCUCAGCUACAACGACCGCCGCGUGUUCGUGGGCGACGAGAUCCCGGCAGCGGCGGCCUGCUCGAUCGAGGGCCUCGGCCUGGACGGGAUCUACCCCUGCUACCAGCGAGGCAACGGCAGCCUGGCCUUCGACCCCAGCGACGAGGAGGCCUACCGCGCGCUGGCGGCCAGGUUCAAGAAGGGCUCCGACGCGGCGCGCUGGCGGCGGUGCUACGAGGCGGCGCGGCGCUGCUGCGCGCGGAUCGUCACCCCGCGCGGCGCCGAGCGAGACCCCAGCCGCUGUCCUGCGCUGUGGGACGGCUGGGACUGCUGGGACUCCGCCCCCGAGGACUCCUACGAGGACAGCUACUGCAAGGAGUACAUCUACUCUGCCGACGCGGCGCCUUCGUGCCACUACCCGAGCAGGAAGCGCUGCCUGGCGAGGACAGUCGCCAACUCGACCCGCGCCGAGUGGGACCAGACCACGGACUACACCGGCUGCACCACCAAGUCGCGGCUGGUGACCAAGUACAGCUUCCACGCCGCCAUGCUGGGCGUGUCCAUCGCGCUGUCCCUACCCGCCGUCGUCGUCUUCUUCUGCUACAGGCGGCUUCGAAUCCCUCGAAUAGCCCUGCACAGGAACCUGCUGAUCGUCAUCGUGGUCCGCUCCGCCCUCACCAUCCUGCAGAUAGUCGCCCUGUCUUUCGACAGCCUGGAGGCGACUGACGAAGCGUCUGUGAUGGACCAGAACGGGGCCGGGUGUCGGCUGCUCUCGGCGCUGGUGCAGCUCUUCUCCAACGCCGUGUUCGCGACCAUGCUGGCGGAGGGAGUGUUCCUGCACCGCCUCAUCGCCGCCGUCUUCAAGUCCCAGCCCAACAUGGUCUGGCUCUACUCGCUGGCGGCAGCGAUAGCUGUUCUGCCGAUGGUGCCGUGGACCAUCCUGCGAAUCGUCAAGUACGAUUACAGCUGCUGGGCCACCGGCGCCGCCGACCUGGACUGGAUCAACAACGGCACCCGGGUGGCUCUUCUGGCGAUCAACUUCAUUUUGAUGCUGGACAUCAUACGCGUUCUUCUCACGAAGUUGAGAGGGGUGAAUUCCUGGCAUUCUGACAAAAUAAAGCGAACUGCCCGCUCGACUCUGUUCCUGCUGCCACUGUUCGGCGUGAACACGCUGGUCGUGGCGGACAAGCCGUCUGUGAUCCCCUCCUGCGACUGGGAGAGCGUGUUCGACAUGGUCGGCCACACCAUGGAGGGCCUGCAAGGACCGUGCGUGGCCCUUCUGUACUGCUACAUGAACAAGGAGAGCGUGUUCGACAUGGUCGGCCACACCAUGGAGGGUCUGCAAGGCCCGUGCGUGGCCCUUCUGUACUGCUACAUGAACAAGGAGGUGAGCUGCUGCAAGCACAUCGCCUAG